Penicillium canariense is the source of this 474-nucleotide messenger RNA. RefSeq lists its product as uncharacterized. NCBI's taxonomy places the organism in Eukaryota, Fungi, Ascomycota, Eurotiomycetes, Eurotiales, Aspergillaceae. The coding region runs from base 1 to 474 and encodes 157 amino acids. The transcript has a single exon. The record is from RefSeq and is a predicted model, not a curated record.
AUGCACUUCACCACAGCUGUCGUCGCUACUAUCGCGGCCCUGGCCCCUCUUGCCAGCGCGGUUGGUAACGCAAAGGUCGUGAACAAGUGCAACUUCCCUGUCUAUCUCUGGUCUGUCGGUGGCUCCGUCAGCGCCCAGAAUACGAUCAACUCUGGAGCUACCUAUUCCGAGGUCUUGCACCACGACCCGGCUUCCGGCGGUAUCGCCCUCAAGCUCACCACGGUUGAGAACGGCUUGUAUAACGGAAGCCCCCAGACUAAUUUCGCCUAUACCCUCGAUGGUCAGCAAGUCUGGUACGAUCUGUCCGACGUUUUUGGUGAUCCAUUCUCCAACCACGCCAUUGGCGUCAAGGCCGCUGCGAGCUGUCCGAGCAUCUGCUGGCCUCAUGGCAUCAACCCAGGUGGCGGUAGCCAGGUCAAGGUUUGCAAUGCCAACUCCGAUGUCACACUGACCCUGUGCUCGGGUACAUGCUAG